AUGAUGGAGAACAGUCGGAUAUUACUGCAGAUGCAAAUUCUAGGAAAUGGCGUAUAUUUUAAUAAUUAUUCGAGUAUUAGUCCAAGUAAAAUACGCAAUAUUGGGGUAAUAGCUCAUGUCGAUGCUGGAAAAACAACUGUUACUGAACGCUUGCUUUAUCUUUCUGGAACAAUAAAGAGGAUGGGUGACGUCGAUUCUGGUACCACUGUCACCGAUUUUAUGGACUUAGAACGUGAGCGUGGCAUAACAAUUCAGUCAGCCGCUGUUACUUUUUUUUGGCGUAACCAUAGAAUUAAUCUUAUAGACACUCCAGGGCAUGUGGAUUUUACUUUAGAAGUUGAACGGUGCGUUCGAGUUCUUGAUGGUGCUAUCAUCGUAUUGGAUGGAUCCACAGGUGUACAAGCGCAAACGAUGACCGUUUGGCGUCAGGCCAAAAAAUUUCAUUUACCUUCGAUAUUUUUCAUCAAUAAAAUGGAUAAAAAUGCAGCUGAUUUCAGAAAAUCGGUUGAAUCAAUCAAAAUGAAAUUAGAAGUGCAGAACGCAGUUCCGAUUAAUAUACCUGUUUAUGAUGAUAAUGGUAGCUUUAGCGGAGUGAUCGAUUUGAUCAAUAAAAAAUAUUUGAAUAUAAAUAGCAAUGAAACUGAGUGGGAAAAUAUUUCUGAAACAAAUAGAAGGUUUGAUGAAAUGGUUUCUGGACGAGAGAAACUUUUAGCAAAUUUGGCAGAUAUUGACGAACCGUUCGCAGAGAUUUUUUUGGCACAGCCUAACAAGCAAACUUUAAAAGAAUCAUUAAUGUUAGACAAAGAAAUUUCAAAUGCUAUAAGACGUGCCACAUUGUCUCGAUGUGUCGUGCCUAUCAUUUGUGGAACAGCUUUAAGAUGCGCAGCAAGUGCUCUUCCAGUUUUGGAUGGUGUCGUAGACUAUCUCCCAUCUCCAUUAGAGAGAAAUCAAUCAAUUUCAUCUGUUUUUGGGGAUCAUCUUAGUGCGCUUAUUUUCAAAAUUCGGCAUGAUACAAGGAUGGGUCAAUUAGGAUUUGUUCGAGUGUAUACUGGUGAAUUGAAAAAUGGUUCAGCUGUCUAUAAUUCGACUAGGAAUUUCAUGGAACAUAAAAUUCGUAUUUUUGUUCCGCAUAGUGAUGAGCUAAAGCCAACCAGUGUUGUUAAGGCUGGGAAUAUAGCUGUGAUUUCCGGUCUGCAACAAACUUUCACAGGCGAUACCCUCGUAGAAAACGAGCACGCUGCAAGAAUUGCCACUAAAAACUAUCAUAAAUUAAUGCAACCGUUGAGACGUAAAAAUCGGGUGCAAAAUCAAUCUCAUGAUCUACUUUUUCAUCAUAUCAAACUGAAUGACGGCCAUUUGAAAGAAGAUGUAAAGUAUGUUCAACUUGCCGGUAUUCAAACACCAGAUCCUGUUUUCUUUUGUACUAUAGAACCACCAGAUAAUCGAUCGAUAGUCAAUUUUCAGAAAGCAUUAAAUGAAAUUAUUAAAGAAGAUCCAUCAGUACAUGUGCGAAAUGAUGGUGAUUUUGGACAGGCUAUCCUUCAAGGAAUGGGAGAAUUGCAUAUGCAGGUAAUAAAGGAUCGAUUAGUGCGUGAUUACGGUCUCAACGUCUUUAUGGGUCCUAUGCAGAUCUCAUAUCGCGAAAUUUUGCUUUCUUCCAUUUGCAAUACUGCAACAGUCAGUGCAGUGUUUGGUGAACCAAAAAUAAAACAUGAGUGCACCAUAACACUGGAAAUGAAGCCAAAACAGGGAGUUACGAAGUUCAAUGGGAUUCAUAUUGCUGUUGAUGAUCCGUCAUUUAUUCCGAUCCGUUCAGACUGGUUGGAUGCUAUUAAUUUAGGCUGUGGUAAUGCUCUUCUGAAUGGUCCAAUCAUGGGACAUCCGGUUUAUGAUGUUUCGAUCUUCCUAAAGCAAUUCGUUACUAGUGGCGGACGAUUAAGUACAACGGUUAUUACUGCGUGUGCCAGCAAAUGCAUUCAUGAUGCGCUAAAAAUUGCUCAAAUCCAAAUUUUGGAACCAGUCAUGUUUGUUGAGGUCACAAUAAAAAAUUGUACUCCAGAACAAAGUAUGCAUGGAAUAUUGAGUGAAAUAACUCGGCGUCGAGGUUCCAUACUGGGCAUUGAUGAAGAAGGGAAAGAUUCUCAUAUUCGAGCGGUUGUUCCUUGCUCUGCGAUACAAGGUAUGGUAAAAAGCAUUCGAAUCGCUUCAUCUGGUCUUGCUGAUAUACAUAUGCAGAUGCAAGGUUAUAAAAACGUAACCAGUGAAGAACUUAAAGAGAUUCUUAACAAAUGUAAUGGGACUUGGUAA
Dracunculus medinensis (Guinea worm) is the source of this 2307-nucleotide messenger RNA. NCBI's taxonomy places the organism in Eukaryota, Metazoa, Nematoda, Chromadorea, Rhabditida, Dracunculidae. The record is from the annotation of a GenBank genome assembly.